AUGCGUUUGUCUCUCUAUUCAUGUUGUCUCUGUAUAGGGGCACGGCGAAUUCCUACUCCGUGUCUCUUCUCCUAUAUCUUUACACCAAAUUUGGCCCAUUUUCAUUCCCCUUUACGUAGUAGCGGUUUUCGGCCUGCCGGUGCUACGCGUUUCUAUAGCUAG
This is a messenger RNA of Saccharomyces cerevisiae S288C, 162 nucleotides long. RefSeq lists its product as uncharacterized. The record is from RefSeq and is marked reviewed. Bases 1 to 162 code for a protein of 53 amino acids. The transcript has a single exon. NCBI's taxonomy places the organism in Eukaryota, Fungi, Ascomycota, Saccharomycetes, Saccharomycetales, Saccharomycetaceae.